UGCAUAAAAUGGAACGUUACAACCAUUCGUUCGCUUGCACUGAAAAAUGCGAAUUGCUUUUUUGAGUAAAAGUUUUAGGCUUUUUAUUGUUUUAUUAGUGAUAAAUUUAAUGAAGUGUUGUUAGUUAUUGGUGCAGCAAAGAAGCUAACAGGUUUCGGAAGUGCAUGUCGCAUUUAGACGGCUGUCCUUCUUUUUGUAGUGUGCAUAAAUCUUUCAAUUCAUCCCGGGGGUUCGUUACGAAAUUUGCAAAAUGACUUCAGCCCUGUAUUUGGAGCAUUAUCUGGACAGUCUUCAACACCUGCCGAUAGAGUUGCAGCGGAACUUCAAACUGAUGAGGGAUCUUGAUGAUCGGGCGCACGGGUUAAUGAGGACAAUUGACCUUAUGGCCGAUGAGUUGUUGCCUAAUAUCCCGAAAAUGGACGAAGAGACGAAAAAGGAGAAGGUAAAUACCAUUCAGGGACUAUUCAAUAAAGCUAAAGAAUAUGGAGAUGACAAGGUGCAGCUUGCCAUACAAACUUACGAGUUGGUAGACAAACACAUACGUCGCCUUGACUCAGACCUUGCUCGUUUUGAAUCUGAAAUUCAAGAAAAGGCCUUGAAUUCCACUCGCACCGGCCAACAAUCCACUACUGACCAGGAAAAUAAUGCUACGACUGUUAAAAAAGGUAGGAAGAAACAUAAAGCCAAUGAGAAAGCUGCUGCCAGUACAGGAAAGAAAAAGCGAGCGAUUGCGUCUAGUGAAGAUGACGCUGCAAAUGGCAGGUCGGCUGCGAAGAAGAAGGCUUCGCGUAAAAGCGCUGCUGCAACUGCCAUUGCAACUAAAGAAGAGGAAGAGAAUGCGGAUUUGGAUUCCGUUGGUAUGGCACACCCUAGUGAUGUCCUGGACAUGCCAGUUGAUCCAAACGAACCAACUUACUGCCUCUGCCAUCAAGUGUCUUAUGGAGAGAUGAUUGGCUGUGACAAUCCUGACUGUCCAAUUGAGUGGUUCCACUUUGCUUGUGUGGAUCUGAAGAUCAAGCCUAAAGGCAAGUGGUACUGCCCUAAGUGUACACAAGAUCGGAAAAAGAAAUGAUCCACAGUCAAACCUAGUGUUAAGACAACAGAAAAGACUGUGACGGUUAAGAAAGAAGUAAAGUGACUGUCUAUUACUUUAAGCUGAAAUGUUUUAGUCAUAAUUACAAAUAUGAUUUAGGCUAUGUCCCAAUUAAAGAUAUAUUUUCUUUAUCGGAAGGUCUUAUCCACAUAAUGACUAUGUGUUAACUACCUUCUUGUAAGAAGUCUUUGUAAAUGUAUAUAAAAUUAGAUCAUAAUAUAUGAAAUAUAUGGAUUUUUAAUUUAAUAUGAACGAAUAUUCUUUAUAUUGAAAGUAAUAGUCAAUUAAUGGUAUUAAUUUGCAUUUCUUUUGAUCUAGAAAUAUAGAUAUUUAGUGAAAGGCUCUGAUACCAUUGUGUAUUAAUGAUUUCCUAAAACAUAGACAUAUUAUGGAUCUUAGUUGGGACUUGGGAUCUCCAUUUAAAGAAAUAAAAAUGAAUUAUGUUCACAAUUGCCUAAAUCUUUAUGGUGAAUUAUUUAUUUCUGUUGUCUGUCUUUGUGUGACUUUCAUUGUCUUAAUUGAUAUCAACAAUUAUUUUAAUUAUUUAAAAAUAAAUAUAAGGAAAUAAUGUCGACAGUUUUAUGUAAUAUAUUUAUAUUUAUGAGAUAGCGUUUUAUUGUGUAGCAAUGAUAGUUAAAACCAUAAGACUGUACAGUGCUUAACAUAAGACUUCCAUUACAACAAUUGUAGAAAGAACUGACUGAUUCCCUUCGUCUGAAUGUGUUGUCCUAGAAUAAAUAACAUUUUAAUUAACUUCAUCUGUUAGUUUUAAUUAUAAUAAUACAAUGUUACAAAAUUACUUGAAAGUUGAGAAAAAGUACAUUCAGGCCUGUUUCACCAAAUGCUGAUAGGUUUCUGAUAGUUUAUUUUAAAGGAUACAUUCUGGAUAAGCUAUACAACACUUAUCAGCAAUUGUAAAAAAAUAUUUUAGUGGGUAGGUACCUAUACUAAUUCUGUUACAUGUAUUACACAGACGGCCCUCUAGAGAAAACAACUUACUAUGUGAAUGCUCAACAAGAGUGAUGUCCAUUAGGGAAUCUUCCAGUCAUUUUAGAAUUUAUAAUUUUUUAGAUUUUAUAAAUGUAUAACAACAUAGAAAUGAAAGUUGUAAGGAUUUUGUAAUUUUAAUAACUGCACAUUUAUGAUACACCACUGGUGAAAUAAGCAACAGUUAUGCUGAUUUCAGGGGGAGAUUUUGAUUAUAAAAUAUAGUACAGUCAGUGGUAACAUAAGUAACCACUUGUCCUAAUAAGUCUAUAUACAUUAUGUUAGUGCACUGACAGUGCAUAAUAUAAUGUGUAUGGUACUUAACUCUUACUGAUAAGCUACAAAGAGCCCCGAGAUCAACGUAGCUGUGGCGACAGAUUUAUUAUUAUAAUAAUAUUAUUUUGUUAUUGUCUUCGCGUUUAAUAAAUUGAUUGAAAAUA
Pectinophora gossypiella (pink bollworm) is the source of this 2520-nucleotide messenger RNA. It is a transcript of the gene Ing5, whose product is annotated as inhibitor of growth protein 5. Lineage: Eukaryota; Metazoa; Arthropoda; Insecta; Lepidoptera; Gelechiidae. Bases 251 to 1072 code for a protein of 273 amino acids. The transcript has a single exon. The record is from RefSeq and is a predicted model, not a curated record. Gene Ontology annotation, cellular component: nucleus. Gene Ontology annotation, biological process: regulation of DNA-templated transcription.